AUGUCUCUCGUGCCCGUCGACACCACGCUGCAAGUCCCACCUCCUGACCCGGUUCAGGAGCCCCCUGAGGUGGCCAUCACGCCCUGCGACCCAUGGCCUGCACCAUACUAUCUUGAAGGCGGCCUGCGUCGGGUGAAGCCAUACCACUACACCUACAACACUUUCUGCAAGGAGCGCUGGCGGGGUCGUGAAUUGGUGGACAUUUUCCUGUCGGAGUUUCGCGAUCGUCCCGCAGAGUACUACAGGAAAGCCCUACAGGAUGGCCUCGUCGCCGUCAACGGCACGCCUGCUGGUCCCAACACCGUCGUCAAGAACGGCCAGAUCAUCUCGCAUACUCUGCACCGUCACGAACCCCCCGUCACCGGGAAAGAGAUUGGUAUCAUCCACGAGGAUGACGAUUUGAUUGUCAUUGAUAAGCCUGCCGGUGUGCCCGUCCACUCCGCCGGUCGCUACCACUACAACUCUGUGCUCGAAAUCAUGCGCUCUCAACGCCAUCCGGAAUGGGUCCCACGACCCUGCAACCGUCUGGACCGACUCACAUCCGGAGUCAUGUUCCUCGGAAAGACACCGAAAGCUGCAGAAAACAUGACUGGCAAGCUCAAGGCCCGCACCCUCCAGAAGGAGUAUGUGGCGCGCGUCAAGGGAAAGUUCCCCGACGGUGUCAUUGUCUGCGACCAGCCCAUCAUGUCCGUGAGCCCGAAGGUAGGCUUGAACCGCGUUCGCGCCACUGGCAAGGAGGCAAAGACCAAGUUCCGUCGUUUGGCGUAUGUCCCGCCUCAAGCCCCGGAGCCUCAGAGCGCCCCCGACGCAGAGGGACGUGUGGCGACUCCGCCUCCGGUCUACACAAACGAAGACGAAGGAUACAGUAUCGUCCACUGUUUGCCCUUGACCGGCCGCACGCAUCAGAUUCGCGUGCACCUUCAGUUCCUCGGACACCCGAUCUCGAACGAUCCCAUCUACUCCAACCGCAAAGUCUUUGGACCGGAUCUUGGCAAGAACGAAACCAGCGACGAGCGCGACAACGAGCUCAUCGACAAGCUAUGUAACAUUGGCAAGACCGAAGUCCCCGACACCGUAAGCUACCGGACGCACCUUACCACUGUGCCUAUGGUACCGCCAGGCACGGACAACUCCGUCGUGGAGGAGAUCAUGUCGCGCGAGCACGAAGCCGCCGUGGAGAGAUACCACAAGCGCAAAGGCGAGAUGUUGUCCGGCGAGAGGUGUAAGAUCUGCGACACAGAGCUGUACUCGGACCCUAGACCCGAGGAUCUAGGUAUUUUCCUCCACGCCGCGGCAUACUCUGACAAAGAGGAGGGCUGGAAAUACACUAGCAAGAUGCCUAGCUGGGCCCUGCCGCCGGACGGUGUGGAGGGACCGCGCGAGAUGCCCGACUGGGUGUUUGGUCCUGAGGAAGAGGAGAUCGUUAUCGGACAUGCUGUUUUGCCUGGCGCGGAGGACGGCUCGGAGACGAAUAUCCCUGCUCUUGUGCAGGGUGUUGGCCUCGUCGAUAUUUCGUCUGGUAGAAAGGCAGAUGCUGCUGCGCAGGCGGCUGCAUGA
This is a messenger RNA of Aspergillus luchuensis, 1557 nucleotides long. Its product is annotated as pseudouridine synthase family protein. The record is from RefSeq and is a predicted model, not a curated record. Lineage: Eukaryota; Fungi; Ascomycota; Eurotiomycetes; Eurotiales; Aspergillaceae. The coding region runs from base 1 to 1557 and encodes 518 amino acids. Gene Ontology annotation, molecular function: RNA binding; pseudouridine synthase activity. The transcript is spliced from 2 exons. Gene Ontology annotation, biological process: pseudouridine synthesis.